AUGGCAAAGACCAAAUCCGUCCGCGCCCCGACGACGUCGAGUCUUCCCUACGAUCUCCGCAUUCCGAGCAGCACCGCCGCGCUCGUGAGAACACUUGGAAAGCUAUCUCGACCGUCCCUGCUCGAGCUCGUGUUGCUCUGGCUCUCAAAACCAAACGUGCAUCGCUUCCCGCCUUUUCUUGCCAAAGAUUUACCGACCAACAGCGACGUCAACGAGGAAGAAACAAGCCCUUACCCGGCGGCACGCAGUGUUGAAGAUGUGCGACUCUCCUACGAAGAACUACAGGCGCGCAAGGGCGGGAAACGAGAAGUCGUCGAUAGGAUCCUAGAAGGCGAUUGGCGCCAUGGUAUUACUCUGGCUCAACUCGCAAUGGCCGAUGUCCGGUACCUGGAAGACCACCCAGCCGCCCAAAAAUGGACCGCGUUUCGCCUCGUGUCUGCCGAUAACAGCAACAAGAAACAACAAAAACAAAGGGACGUCACUGAGGAGUCGACCACAGAUUUGUCUGCGUGUUUGCCGCGUCUGCAUGCUGCUACUUUCUUGUCGAAUCUACAGCGCGAAAUCUCGCCUCUGGUCAAGGCGCACUAUCACCUAGCCAAAUCCAACUCAUUUCCAUUGACAUUUCUUCGGAUUUUUGUCACCGACUCGCCUUAUCAAUACCCACGUCACAAUUCAGCUGUGUAUCUGGACUCUUCAAGAAUUAUAUACAUUGCAUUUCCGGACAGCAGUCCUUUUAUAUAUACCUCGGCAACUACGAUUACUACAGGGAAUACUCCUCCUAGUGCUGUUGGCACAGACUCACGAGCCCUGCGAAGCAUUGUCCGGAAUGCCAUCGCCAGAGCACUUUCAAAGCAACACGAGCGGUAUGAGCUAGAGGCAACAUCGCUAACAGCCAAGAGCCUCGCCACGCUCAUCGCACUCCGCGGUCCGGGACGAACAAACAUGGCCAACGGCGCUUUUAGCAUCUUUGCAGAUGCCGUAAUCGAAGGAACCCCAAUCGAUCCCCGGCGGCCUGGCACGGUCUCCCCAGACGAAUAUUCUGCGUCUGGGUCGAAGGAAGACACAAAAGCAGCAGGAGAAGAAAAUGAAGAAACAGAAGGAGAGGAGAAGCGAAAACCUCUCCAAAACCGUGAUUCCAACGACUCGCCCGCCACCAAGAAACGAAAACUAGUCGUCUCGUCACGCUUCGGCUUGUCGGGGACUACGGCUUGUCCAGCUGCUCUGGACCGGCUGGACGCGCGGUUGCUCGAUCACCUCGAUGAUAAUGACAACGACGAGCCCGACGAUAGCGAUAAUAACGAUCUCGAGGUCGAAGGGUAUCUAGAAAGCGGUGAAUAUGCCAUGGGCCUGAGUUUGACGGGCAACAAUGUCAUUGCGGGCCUUCGGAAGUUGGCAGAGCUGGGGAUGGUUGAUCCUAACCGGAUGCCGUCUUGGAUGACUGGCGAGGAGGGUGUUAGUUCAUUGGUCGCGAGGCGUGGGGAGAGAGUUGUCCCUGAUAGAAAAAGGUAA
Messenger RNA from Talaromyces rugulosus, 1509 nucleotides. RefSeq lists its product as uncharacterized. The record is from RefSeq and is a predicted model, not a curated record. Lineage: Eukaryota; Fungi; Ascomycota; Eurotiomycetes; Eurotiales; Trichocomaceae. The transcript has a single exon. Gene Ontology annotation, biological process: chromosome segregation; CENP-A containing chromatin assembly. The coding region runs from base 1 to 1509 and encodes 502 amino acids.